GUGUCAGCGCGGAGGUGUGGGGAGUUGUUGUGAUCACGACAGUUCUGAUGGCUGGAAGACGAAGGCGGAGGACUCCCCUCCAAGAUGCGACAGACCACAUUGAGAAAGCAGUUGAUAAAACAGAAGAACUUGAAAUUAUGUACAUCAACUCCUAUAAAGGGCGAGGGGUCUUUGCAAAGUCACAUUUCUCAAAAGGAGAUUUUGUGGUGGAAUACAGAGGGAAGUUGAUAAAUUUUGAGGAGGCAGAAAGGAGGAAGAGGACCUAUCACCAAAGAUGUACCGUUUUCAUGUUUGACUUCUAUUGGAGAGAGAAGAUGUGAUGCAUUGACGCAGCACAAGAAGAUGGCAGCCUGGGACGACUUGUCAACGAUGACCACCGUCAUCCGAAUUGCAAAAUGAAGAGGAUUAUGCAUGAGGCCAAACCACACCUCUGUCUGUUUGCUUCAAGGGACAUUCAGCCAGGAGAAGAAGUAACAUAUGACUAUGGUGGAAGUGAUUGUCCAUGGAGAACACAGACUGAGGAACAACCUCCAGCAGCCAAGUCAUCUGAUCCUCACCUGUCCAGACCUGUAGAGAUGACUCCAGAGUCACCUCCAGUACUCGUCGUACAAACUGAGGAACAACCUCCAGCAGCCAAGUCAUCUGAUCCUCACCUGUCCAGACCUGUAGAGAUGACUCCAGAGUCACCUCCAGUACUCGUUGUACAAGCAAAGGAUGAAGGACUUACAAGAAUAAGAGCUGGAAGCUCUCCUGUUGUAAAUAUUACAAAUUCUAAUGAAGCAGAAACUCAAUGCACUGUUUCUUCACAGCUAACCGAAAGCUGUGAGGCAUCAGGUCCAUCCACUGAAUGUGACUUGACCAUCACUGACACAUCUAUUCCAAAGCUGAGGAGAACAAAAAGCAUAGAGAUGAGAGCGCCCCUUGAUUAUGAUUCAGAUGAGCUAUUUGAUUCCACCUCGGAUGACAGCGGAGAAAAGUACAUCCCUAAAAGUGGAGAAGACUCUUCUGAAGAUACAGACACCAGUGAGAUGCUCAUAGCUGAUGAGAAAAUUAAUAAGCUCAGAUUUCCAAGCAUGAUAGUGCACACUGGAAAGGAGUCACAAUCACUUGCUGAACUGGACAAUACAAAAAAUCAGAAAAGUGAGAGAGGGAGAUCACGUGUAAGGAAACAAAACAGGAGUCAUAAGAGAUGUUCAAGCAAGCAAGUGACUGAACCAAUAAUAGAAAACUCUGCAUCAAAUUCAGAGCAAAACCUACCCUGUACAGAUUCUUCUAUAAGUAAAACAAACAACAGUUCACUUUUCAUACCUGCUGUUUUUAAAAAAGAUGAUGGAUCUAGAAUGUACAGCAAAAAGCAAUACUGUUUGUACUGUAAAAAAGGGAUUUGUUAAGAUGGCAAGGCAUUUGGAACGUGCUCAUCAAGAUGAGGCAGAAGUUGCAAGGGCUUUUUCCUUCCCGAAAAACUCUAAGGAAAGACUACUACAGCUGGAACAUUUAAGAAACAAGGGCAAUUUUUCACACAAUGUGCAAGUUCUGGACUCUGGUGUUGGAAUUCUUGUAGCACGACAGCAGCCCAGUCAACCUGUUCAAGCUGAGGACUAUCUACAUUGUUCAUAUUGUCAGGGUCUUUUCCUGAGGAAAGUCCUUUGGAGGCACAUGAAACUGUGCAAAUUCAAACCUUGUAUUCCAGUGAAACCUGGUAGAACACGUAUCCAGGCCCUCUGUGGCUAUGGAACUCCUCCACCAACGGGAACAACGGCUCAGCUGUGGAAGCUAAUCAACAACAUGUUGCAAGAUGAUGUGUUCCAUGCAAUCAAAUCUGAUGCCUGUAUAAUGGAAUAUGGUGAACAUCUGUACAAUAAGCUUGGAUAUGAUCCCAGCAAACAUGAGUAUAUACGUCAGAAAUUGAGGGAGCUUGGAAGACUGCUGUUGUGCUCGAGAAAAACCACUCACCUGAAGACUAUUAAAGAGCACGUACAACCUGCAAAUUUUAUGCAUGUCGUUCAAGCUGUAAAAGAAGUGGCAGGGUACAAUUCUGAAAAGCAUUCCUACAGUUGCCCAAGUCUAGCUUUGAAGAUUGGAUAUAGCUUGCAAAAAGUCUCCUUGCUUGUUGAAAGCCGUGCCAAUGUGAUUGGUGACGAAAAUGCAGCAAAGGAAGCUCAAACAUUUCGCAGAGUUUACGAAGCCAGGUGGAAUGAACUAAUAUCAUCCGCGUCCCUUAGAACUCUUAAUGAGUCAAAGUGGAACAGGCCACAGUUGCUCCCUUUUACAAAAGACGUCCAAACACUUCACUCUUUUUUGGAUGCUGAGCAAGAAGAUCUUUUCCACAAGCUGUCCUCAGUCACAUCGCUUCAGACAUACACACAGCUGACAAAGGUUAUUUUGACACAAGUUAUUUUGUUUAACCGACGCAGAUCUGGAGAAGUAUCAAAAAUUCCUCUCUCUGCCUAUACAUCCCAAAAUGUGUCGGAUUCACAGGAGGAUGUGAAUCUUGCCCUUUCAGAUCUAGAGAAGAGACUCUGUCAGCAUUUCCGAAGACUGGAGAUUAGAGGCAAACGUGGAAGAAAGGUCCCUGUGCUUUUGAGUCCGGCAAUGCAACAAACAUUGGAUUUGCUUGUCAGCAAACGACAGGAAUGUGGGAUUCUCACAGAGAACAUAUACCUAUUUGCAAGACCAUCCAGUUUGACUUGCUACCGCGGCUCUGAUAGUCUUCGGUACUUUGCCAAGGCUUGUGGUGCGAAAAGCCCUGACAGUCUGACUUCAACAAAACUACGGAAACAAACUGCAACCCUGUCUCAGGUCUUAAACCUAAGUAAUACUGAGUUAGAUCAGCUUGCUGACUUUUUAGGGCAUGACAUUAGGGUGCACAGGCAGUUUUAUAGACUUCCCGAAGGAACUCUCCAACUUGCUAAAAUCAGCAAAGUACUCUUGGCUCUGGA
Messenger RNA from Periophthalmus magnuspinnatus, 2939 nucleotides. RefSeq lists its product as uncharacterized. Bases 396 to 1391 code for a protein of 331 amino acids. The record is from RefSeq and is a predicted model, not a curated record. NCBI's taxonomy places the organism in Eukaryota, Metazoa, Chordata, Actinopteri, Gobiiformes, Gobiidae. Gene Ontology annotation, molecular function: protein binding. The transcript has 9 exons.